Molecule: messenger RNA, 359 nt
Organism: Hibiscus syriacus
Lineage: Eukaryota; Viridiplantae; Streptophyta; Magnoliopsida; Malvales; Malvaceae
Exons: 3
Coding region: 13-348 (111 amino acids)
Source: RefSeq, a predicted model, not a curated record
GAUCAGUGACAAAUGGAAGCACAGCUUCAUAGAACAUCUUCGAUCGAGUGCGAGCCCAGAACGUUGAGUAUUGAUCAAAUCCAAGGUGCUAGGGAGGCUGCCAUGUAUGUGGUGAGUACCAGAACCAUCGAAGAAGCCAUGUCUAUUUUCACUCAGGGAUUAGAGCCGGUGGUUUGCCCUGCAGGAGAUAACAUAGAUACCUUCCUUUGGGAUGAUGAACAGGGAUUAGAGCCGGUGGUUUGCCCUGCGGGAGAUAACAUAGAUACCACCAUGGAUCUCAAUGAAAUGGAGUACUUCCAAGACCUGGACUUGCAAGGAAUGCGCGACGUCGUUUCUGCUCCUUUCUAGUUUACCUUUUU